Molecule: messenger RNA, 1128 nt
Organism: Penicillium diatomitis
Lineage: Eukaryota; Fungi; Ascomycota; Eurotiomycetes; Eurotiales; Aspergillaceae
Product: diacylglycerol/polyprenol kinase family protein
Exons: 1
Coding region: 1-1128 (375 amino acids)
Biological process (GO): phosphatidic acid biosynthetic process
Cellular component (GO): endoplasmic reticulum membrane
Molecular function (GO): ATP-dependent diacylglycerol kinase activity
Source: RefSeq, a predicted model, not a curated record
AUGGCGAGCUCUCAUAUAUCUGUCCCCGAAACACCGCGAGUGAUAUCGCCGUCUCCCUCUUUGUCCGAGAGUUCUGAGGCACGUGACGGGUAUCUUGCUCCGACCACACGAUCAGCAUCCCGCCGACAACGCCUGUCAGGGCUUCCAGAAGCCGAUUCAGGAUCAGAACGAUCCCGCAGCCCCCCAAGCUUGAAUCCUUCGUCCACGCGCGACCGUCGACCACCACGUCGAUCGAAUACGAACAUCCCUGCCUCACCUCCAACCACCAACGAUAGCCCUUCCUCCGAUGGUUUCCUAUCCCCGAAGCUUGCAGAUGCGCUGCGCGACAUCUCUCGCUCUCCUUCACCUCUUGGCCUGAUCCCUCUUCACACGCGAUAUCGCAGUUUCAUUCAUCGACAUGAAAUUCCUCGAAAACUUCUGCAUGUCUCUAUCGGCUUUGUGACACUUCAUCUAUAUAGAAGCGGCGUCCAGACAUCCCAGAUUACCCCAGUGCUCUUCACGGCAUUGGUGCCAAUUGCUGCCACGGAUUUCUUGCGCCAUCGCUCGGAGAAAAUCAAUCAGCUCUACAUCCGGUGCGUUGGUGCGCUCAUGCGCGAAACCGAGGUCUCGGGAUACAAUGGUGUGAUCUGGUAUCUUCUCGGUGCAUAUGUCGUCCUACGCUUCUUCCCUAAAGACGUCGGAGUGAUGGGUGUUCUUCUUCUCAGCUGGUGCGAUACUGCUGCGUCCACAUUCGGUCGUCUAUGGGGACGACACACGCCGCAAUUGCGACGAGGGAAGAGUCUAGCGGGGACAUUAGCCGCUUGGCUUGUCGGCGUUGUCACAGCAGCCGGUUUCUGGGGAUGGUUCGUCCCCUCUGUGGGUAGCUUCCCCGAUGACCCUCCAGAUGCGUUCAUGUUUACCGGGCGUCUGAAUUUGCUCCCUGAUUGCGUUCGAGGGCUUCUUGGGUGGGAGGCGGGUUCCGCCGCCACUACAAUCACCGGCACUCUUGCUCUGGGUGUCAUGAGCGCUGUGUCUGGUGUAGUUGCAGCUGGCAGCGAGCUCAUUGACCUCUGGGGCUGGGAUGACAACCUCACAAUCCCUGUGCUUAGUGGCGUCGGACUCUGGGGUUUCUUGAAAGUUUUCGGUUGA